AUGUCCGUACCUUCUUUCGAAAACUUUAAUUUUGAUCUCCAAGCCGUCAAGGUUCCUAAUUCGAAAAAACCCGGGCAAUCUUUCAUCUAUAGAAACGCGACCUCUCCUGACAAACUUUAUGAUAGACCGUGCCCAGAAAUUUCUACAUUGUUUGAAAGUUUUCAGAAUGCUCUUAAGGUUAGCCGAAACGAAAGGUGUUUGGGUCAUAGACCCUACAAUAAGCAGACAGGGAAAUUCGAGGAUUACGUCUGGCAGUCAUAUGAAGAAGUUCUACAAAGAUUUACAAAUUUUGGAAGUGGAUUGUUAUACUUGAAUGAGCACGUGGUGAAAAAUGAAAAAUCGGAGAAAUUUUCAAUUGGUGUCUGGAGUAUCAACCGGCCCGAGUAUCAUAUAACGGAGCAAGCAAUUUCGGCGUAUAAUCUUAUAAGCGUCCCACUCUAUGACACCCUCGGCUCCGCGGCCGUGGAAUAUGUCCUUAAACAUGCGGAGAUCAAGAUCGUCAUCGCAUCUGCAGACCACAUCACCAAUCUUGUUGAACUCUCUUCCAAAACUUCCGUAAAAGUUAUAAUUUCCAUGGACCCAUUGGAGAAUUACCAAAACUUGACCUCCGAAAAGGACGUCUAUAUUUACACCUUUGACCAAGUCGAGAAUAUUGGAAGAGAUCAUCCUAGACAAUUCAAUCCACCAAAACCCGAAGAUAUUAACACUAUCUCUUACACCUCAGGCACGACGGGACUUCCGAAAGGUGUGAUGUUGACUCAUGGAAAUUUUGCGGCGAUGCUGUCUGGCUUGGCAUUCACUUUGCAAGGCAGAACAGACGACAUAAUAAUAUCCUAUUUACCCUUGGCCCACAUAUUCGGCCGAGCCUGCGAAGCACAGGCCAUAUUUCACGCAAGUGCGAUUGGAUACUACCAUGGAAUUAUUGACGGAUUGCUCGAGGAUGUUCAAUUACUCAAACCGACCAUAUUUCCUGCAGUACCCAGGAUAUUUAACAGGAUUUACAAUCUGUUAACGGAAUCCCACAUGAAUACGGCAGGUGCGAUGGUAGAGACGACUAGGAAAGCAAUUGACGGAAAGUUGAAGUUGUUGAGGAAUACAGGGAAAGUUACGCAUCCAGUAUAUGAUGCUGUGUUGAGUAAAUAUAAGAAAAUUUUGGGUGGACAAGUGAGAAUCUUGCAAUCUGCCUCCGCGCCUAUUGGACUAGAGAUCAAGUCAUUAUUGUCGGUAAUAUUUUCGGCGCCAUUCAUUGAAGAAUAUGGAAUGACCGAAGGAACUGGACUAGCAACAAAUUCGAUUAUUGGCGACCCACGUGCAUCUCACGUUGGUCCACCAUUUAUCUGUUCAGAGAUAAAACUCUCUGACGUGCCGGAAAUGGAAUAUACGAGCGAGGAUAAGCCAUAUCCGAGAGGCGAGAUCUGUGUUCGCGGACCAAAUGUGAUGAAGGGGUAUUAUAAGGACCCAGAGAAAACAAAAGAGGUUAUCGACGAGGAUGGAUGGUUACACAGUGGCGAUAUUGGCACGAUUGAUUCCAACGGAUGCCUGAUCGUUAUUGAUCGGAAAAAGAAUAUUUUUAAAUUGGCUCAAGGAGAAUAUAUUGCUCCCGAGAAGAUCGAAGUCGUAUAUCAAAGAUCUCCACUUGUACAACAGAUGUAUGUUCACGGAGAUUCUGUGAGAUCAGCAUUGGUCGGCAUAGCCGUGCCCCACACAAAUGCGUUUAUUUCUUGGGUUGAGAAGAAAUUCCCUACAAGCGGGGAUAUUCAAGAGGAACUAAAGUCACUCGCAAAUAAUCGAAAAGUUCGUAAUGAACUAUUAAAGGAGAUUAACGAUUUUGGAAGGGCCCACGGAUUGAAAGGGUUUGAACUUGUGAAGGCUAUUCACAUUGAGUUAAAUCCAUUUUCGAUUGUAAAUGGUAUCUUGACACCAACGUUAAAACUAAAGCGCCCCGCCGCACUAAAUCAUUACAAGAAUAUAAUUGAACGACUUUACGUUGAAUACGAGACACCGGGAUCUAAAUUAUAG
Messenger RNA from Acaulospora morrowiae, 2019 nucleotides. The record is from the annotation of a GenBank genome assembly. Lineage: Eukaryota; Fungi; Glomeromycota; Glomeromycetes; Diversisporales; Acaulosporaceae.